Molecule: messenger RNA, 2700 nt
Organism: Fraxinus pennsylvanica
Lineage: Eukaryota; Viridiplantae; Streptophyta; Magnoliopsida; Lamiales; Oleaceae
Source: the annotation of a GenBank genome assembly
AUGUCGCAAAAUGCUGCAAAUGAUGCAUGUUCAUGGUGGUGGGCUAGCCACCUUAGGACAAAGCAAUCAAAAUGGAUUGAGCAAAGACUUCAAGAUAUGGAAGUGAAGGUGCAAGAUGUGCUUAAGCUCAUCAGCGAGGAUGGAGACUCCUUUGCCAAAAGAGCUGAGAUGUACUACGAGAAGCGGCCCGAACUGAUACAGUAUGUAGAAGAAUCUUUUCGUGCCUUUCGAGCCUUGGCCGAACGAUAUGACCACCUAUCAAAAGAUCUGCAAAAUGCCAACCAUACGCUUGGUACUGUUUGUCCAGAAAAGUUGCGAUUUGCAAUGGACGAGGACGAUGAAUACGGUAGCCCUGAAUUUGGAAAGAAUUCUGAUGCUCCGAAGCUUAACAAGGCAGCGAUAAAAUAUUUGAAACAUCUGAAAACAACAGGCUGGGAGCAAUUGCAAACCAAUAAGUACUCAAAAGCAGUAGAGAGUAAUGAAGUCGUUGAAAAAUCCGGUUUAAGUAAAAGUGAAGCUCUUGAACAGAUUGACAAGCUUCAGAAAGAAAUUCUCGUGUUGCAAACUGUAAAAGAGUUUGUUAAGACCUCUUACGAAAGUGGGAUUGCAAAAUAUUGGGGAAUCGAGAAUCAGAUGAUGGAAAUGCAGCAAAAACUCUGCAGGUUACGAGAUGAAUUUAAUGUUGAAACCGUCGUUGAGGAUGAUGAGGCUCGAACUUUAAUGGCUCAAUCGGCAUUGAAGUCAUGUGAAGAAACUUUGAUUCAUUUGCAUGAGAAACAAGAAAGAUAUAUCCAAGAAGCGAGAGAGGAAUACAAGAAGAUUGAAGAUGCUAGUCGUCUACUGAAGUCCCUCAGGCCCGAGUAUCUUAAUGAUGAAACUGAUAAAAAAGCACCAACUGAGAGCUCAACUAAAGAAGUGGACGAUGAGAUACAAGAGAAGCACGAAGUCAAGGAAAUACUGGAGAAAAAAGAGCCCGAGGAUCCAGGCUCCUCGGAAUCUCUCUCUGUCAUGGAAUUGACUGAGAAUAUUGAUGAACUUGUCAAUAAGGUGAUCAGCCUAGAAACUGGAAUGUCAUCUCAGACUGUUCUUAUUAAUAGAUUAAGAACAGAAGCUGAUGAUCUCCAUGCACAGAUUCGGGAUUUGGAAAACGAAAAGGAGACUCUAAUUAAUGGAACGCAUAAUAGGAGUAGCAAGGUGAAAGAAUUGGAGGAAAAAUUGCACAUGCUUCAUGAGCUAAAUAAAAAUGUGGAAGAUCAAAACCACAAUCUCCAUAUGAACUUUGUUGAAGCUCGUUCGAGUCUUGAUCACUUGUCUGAAAAACUGACUAGUGUGAAGCCAGACGAAGCACCGGAGGUCACUGAUUCAUUGCAAGAUGACAAGGGGCAUGUUGUUAAAGUCGAGUUGCAAGACGCGCCAAGUCCUGAUAAAAACCUUUAUGCUUCAAAAACAGAAGAUGGAGUGCAAGUGAAAGAUGUGGAUAUAAUGCAGCAGGGUCGGGAGGCAUCUGAUAAUAUUCCACAAACUGAAAGUGAAAAGGCGACUAAAAAAACUGUCACGUUUUUGGACCCAAAAGCAGAGGAAGAAGUUUCUAAAGAACAUUCAACCCAAAGAGGGAAUGAGCUUCUCAACAAUAAAUCACAGGAAGAUGAAGAGAGAAAAGAAGAGCUAAACUGGCAGCUGAUGCUCUUGAAUGGACUAGAGGACAGAGAGAAGAUUAUGCUAACAGAAUAUACUGCGAUUCUCAGGAAUUAUAAAGACGUGAAGCGUAAACUUAGUGACAAGGAGAAGAAAGACAAGGACGUACAAUUUGAGACCACAGUGCAAAUGAGAGGAAUGAAAAAUGCUAUUGCCAAAAGGGAUGCAGAAAUUCGACAAUUACGAAAAAAGUUGAACCUUCUUCAAGGGAAAUUGGGUGAAAAUAAUGAUUUUGAAUUGAAUGGUCAUGCCAAUCUUCCCAUUACGAACGAAGAAGAUAAAAUCAAGUUCGUCUUCAUUGAUAAAGAUCCUGCUAUUUCAGUUGUUGAGGAAAAGCUCCAGAGGGAUAUUGAUGCAAUACUAGAUGGAAACUUGGACUUUUGGUUAACAUUUAGUACUGCAUCUCAGCAGAUCAAGAACUUCAAGACUGAGGUCCAAGGUUUACGGGACGAAGUUGCAAAACUUGAUGAGAAAAAGAAACAAGAAGGAAGCAUUAAACCGGACCUAAAACCAGACUGCCAACUAAUAUACAAGCACCUGAGAGAGAUACAGACUGAACUAACAGCGUGGGUGGAGCAAAACGUGUCCCUAAAACAUGAACUAAACUGCAGAUUUGAAUCUUUAUAUCAUGUUGAGGAAGAAAUCAAAAAGGCUUUCGAUGGUCCUGAAGAAGACGAAAUUAUCUUAAGAAGUUAUCGAGCUGCAAAGUUUCAAGGCGAGAUUUUGAAUAUGAUACAAGAAUAUAAGAAGAUUGAAAAAGAACUUCAAUCAGGUUUCGAUGACGUGACUGCAUUCCAACUCGAAAGUGAAACCACACUACAGAAGUUGAACAAUGAAUUUGGUAUUUCGGGUUCUCAACAACAGUCGAGGCAUUCCAUGAACCGGCCUCGAGUUCCAUUACGAGUAUUUAUCUUUGGAACUAAACCAAAGAAGUACAGGCGUUCGUUCUUCUCUUGUAUAAGGCCUAACAGAAAAGUCCAGGCCCUGAGAGGAGGCAUAUAUUGA